CUCCCGACUGUUUGGUUGAUUGCUAGCAAGUCGCAAUUAAAAAUUGGAAUACUUUCAAUCUUUCAUCAUCGCGGGUUCAAAAUUCAAAUUCCUUCCUUGCCAAUUUGCUUUUUCCGUUUCACAUUUUAAUUUUUUUCGAUUAUCCAUCUUCUUCAAUCUUCACUUGGAGUAUUUUUUUUGUUCUCGCUUCUCUCUCACUGCUAAUUCUAACGGCUCUAGGAUUUUCUAAUCAUUUUUAUGAUUAAACCCUAAAAAUCUUAAUAACAAAUGAAGACGAAGACUCCAUUAAUUAAGCUCUCUCUUCCUGCUCAAGAAACUCCCAUUACUAGCUUUUUGAGUGCGAGCGGCACAUUUCAAGAUGGUGAUUUGCUGCUAAAUCAGAAAGGAUUGCUGCUUAAAUCUGAUGACAAGGAACCUCGUCUUUCUGAUGUUAAAGAGCUUGACUUUCAAGUUUCACCUGAAGAUCUUGAGUCUAUCAAGGUCAUUGGCAAAGGAAGCGGUGGAGUAGUUCAGCUUGUUCGGCAUAAGUGGAAUGGGAAAUUGUUUGCUUUGAAGGUCAUCCAAAUGAACGUACAAGAGGAGAUUCGUAAACAAAUUGUGCAAGAGUUAAAAAUCAACCAGUCAUCUCAGUGUCCAAAUGUUGUUAUAUGCUACCAUUCCUAUUAUCAUAAUGGAGCUUUCUCACUUGUUCUAGAGUAUAUGGACCGUGGUUCUUUGGGAGAUAUCAUUAAACAAAUCAAGACGAUCCUUGAACCUUAUCUUGCAGUUGUUUGCAAACAGGUAUUACAAGGUCUUGUAUACUUGCAUAAUGAAAGGCGUGUCAUACAUCGGGACAUAAAGCCUUCCAAUCUUUUGGUAAAUCACAAAGGAGAAGUCAAGAUUACUGACUUCGGUGUUAGUGCGGUGGUUGCCAGUUCGAUGGGCCAGCGUGACACGUUUGUUGGGACCUACAACUACAUGUCGCCUGAAAGAAUUAGUGGAAGCUCUUAUGACUACAGCUGCGACAUUUGGAGUUUGGGUAUGGUCAUGUUGGAGUGUGCCAUUGGGCGGUUUCCCUACAUUCAAUCUGAAGAUGAGGUUGGUGCACCGAGUUAUUUUGAGCUUUUGGCAGCAAUUGUGGGAAACCCAGCACCUUGUGCUCCAUCUGAUCAGUUUUCUCCAGAGUUCUGUUGCUUCAUAUCUGCUUGCAUACAGAAGGACCCGAAGGAUAGAUGGACAUCAUCAGAUCUUCUGAAACACCCAUUCAUCAAAAAGUUUGAGGACAAAGAUAUUGAUUUGGGGAUUUUGGUUGGGAGUUUAGCUUAGAACCGUGGUAAAUUUUCCGAUAUAAGUUUACUCUUUACUGUAUUGUAAUAUUGUAGCUAAUGUAAUAGAAUUUAAUACUAUACUAUGUGAAAUUAUACUGGUUGAGACUUAUGAAACAAGCAAGCAAUCGUUUUCAUUA
Messenger RNA from Amaranthus tricolor (Joseph's coat), 1444 nucleotides. RefSeq names its product mitogen-activated protein kinase kinase 6. Gene Ontology annotation, molecular function: ATP binding; protein serine/threonine kinase activity. The transcript is spliced from 8 exons. Gene Ontology annotation, biological process: protein phosphorylation. Lineage: Eukaryota; Viridiplantae; Streptophyta; Magnoliopsida; Caryophyllales; Amaranthaceae. Gene Ontology annotation, cellular component: cytoplasm. The record is from RefSeq and is a predicted model, not a curated record. Bases 268 to 1305 code for a protein of 345 amino acids.